Molecule: messenger RNA, 864 nt
Organism: Apiotrichum porosum
Lineage: Eukaryota; Fungi; Basidiomycota; Tremellomycetes; Trichosporonales; Trichosporonaceae
Gene: RRG9
Product: Required for respiratory growth protein 9 mitochondrial
Exons: 3
Coding region: 1-864 (287 amino acids)
Cellular component (GO): nucleus
Source: RefSeq, a predicted model, not a curated record
AUGCUCAACGCUCUCGCUGGGCCGUCGCGCUCCGUGGCUGCUGCUACUGCAGCAGCUGCCGCUCGCGGCAUCGUCGCCACCGUCCCGCUCACCAGGUCGCUGCACGCCUCGGCCUGCGUGUCUGUCAAGCGGCCCCAGAAGCCUUGGGAAGUGUUCGUCCCGCCCGGCCGCGCAGUUGGAACGGGAUCGGGCGAGCGUUUCGUCGACAAGCGCCGUGUGGAAACGCUCAAGAUCCUGUACAAGACCGCCGAGCCCAACGCUGGAUCUGCAGAGAAGCACUCCAAGGGCAACUUCGGUCUCGCCGCUUCGCGGAAGGAGGCCUACAUCCACAAGAGCGCCGGCUCGUUCAGGCGCUUGGCCGCAGACUUUCAGCGUGGAGGAGCGCCGCCCGAGCCCAAGGUGCGCAAGCCGCGCAAGCAGAGAGGCAUCAAGGUCCGCCCCCAUGCUGCUGUUUACGUCCCGCGCCCCGAGCCGCUACCUGGCACCAUCAAGCCUGCGAGCUUUGACCGACAAGAAGGUCAGCCGUACGAGAAGCCCUACAAGCAGCACGAGGACACGACUUUCCGCUCCGCGGCACUCCCUCCACCCAAACGUCGAUGGGAACCGACCAAGAAACUCACGUUCGCGGCCAUGGCGGGUCUGCGCGAGCUGCAUACCCAGGACCCCGCGAUGUGGACGCGAGACAAGCUCAGUCACCAGUUUGGAAUCAGCUACGAGGCCGUGACGAGGAUUCUUCGCUCGAAGUUCCGCGCUCGAGAGGAAGCCGCGACAAUGGGCAGCGUCAGCCGCGCAGGGGUGGAGGCUUCGGACUCCGACCCCGCGACUAGCCUUGAUCUCGGCAAAUGGGACCGCCGUGCGAGUUGA